GGGUUUGUUGACAGCGGAGGCGGCGGCGGCUGCAGGCUCCGAGCCGUAGGAGCCGGAUCGGGGGAGGGGCCGGGCCCAGGAGCCUCAGCCCCGCCGGCAGCCCUAAGGGCAAGGUAACCGCCACGGGGUCCCCGUCGCGACCCCCUCCCUCCCGGAGCUCCCGUCCCCGGGAUCCCAAGCUCCGCCCCGCCGACCCCCGUCUCCCCUGGACCCCGGCUCUAGCCUGACGAGAUCCCCAACCUCCUGAGGUGCUCUGGCCCCGGAUUCUCCCGGGCUGCAUUCUCUGCUCCUCCUCGCCUGCGAAGCAUCACGUCCGCUUCCCGACGCUGAGGGCAGCCCCGUCCAGGGUAGGUCCCGGACCCCGGGCCAAGGGACGUACCUGCGUCCUCCUCCUUCGCCUCCUGCCUACGGGGCCUAAGCAUCGCCGCUGCAACCACUCUCUGAGGUCCAUCUCCGCCAGUGGUGGGAGGGUUCCUUUCUCUAUCCCUGCCGCCAGGUCUGAGAAUCGUGUCUUUAAAACUGAGCUCCCUUCCUCCAGAAAGAAAAUGACGCUCUGUCGUUUGCCCCUACAAGAUGGGGGAUCGGUGUAGGGCUGAAAGGGCCACCCUCUGCCCCUCCUACCUGUUGGAUGAGCUUAAGUUCCCCCAGAGAAGUGCUUAGAAGCUCAAGGACGACUUGGAUUCUGGAUCAGCUCCCAAAAGGGAUGACACAAAGUAUAGGGAAAUCCAACAGGGUGAGGUUGCAACCGGAGGGCCAAGGGAGCCCGACAGGCAGUGGCUCUGCCAAUGAUCCUGUGAGUAUUCAGGAAUCACUGUUGCCCCUGGGGAUCCUUGUCCUGGAGUGGCCCACCUGCUUGCCCCCAGCAUGGCGUCCGACACUCCCGAGUCGCUGAUGGCCCUCUGUACUGACUUCUGCUUGCGCAACCUGGAUGGCACCCUGGGCUACCUGCUGGACAAGGAGACCCUGCGGCUACAUCCGGACAUCUUCUUGCCCAGCGAGAUCUGUGACCGGCUCGUCAAUGAGUAUGUGGAGCUGGUGAACGCUGCCUGUAACUUCGAGCCACACGAGAGCUUCUUCAGCCUCUUUUCGGACCCCCGCAGCACCCGCCUCACGCGGAUCCACCUCCGUGAGGACCUGGUGCAGGACCAGGACCUGGAGGCCAUCCGCAAGCAGGACCUGGUGGAGCUGUACCUGACUAACUGCGAGAAGCUGUCCGCCAAGAGCCUGCAGACACUGAGGAGCUUCAGCCACACCCUGGUGUCCUUGAGCCUCUUCGGCUGUACAAACAUUUUCUAUGAGGAGGAGAACCCAGGGGGCUGUGAAGAUGAGUACCUCGUCAACCCCACCUGCCAGGUGCUGGUUAAGGAUUUCACCUUCGAGGGCUUCAGCCGCCUCCGCUUCCUCAACUUGGGCCGCAUGAUUGAUUGGGUCCCUGUGGAGUCCCUGCUGCGGCCGCUUAACUCCCUGGCUGCCUUGGACCUCUCAGGCAUUCAGACGAGCGACGCCGCCUUCCUCACCCAGUGGAAAGACAGCCUGGUGUCCCUCGUCCUCUACAACAUGGACCUGUCCGACGACCACAUCCGGGUCAUCGUGCAGCUGCACAAGCUGCGACACCUGGACAUCUCCCGAGACCGCCUCUCCAGCUACUACAAGUUCAAGCUGACUCGGGAGGUGCUGAGCCUCUUUGUGCAGAAGCUGGGGAACCUAAUGUCCCUGGACAUCUCUGGCCACAUGAUCCUAGAGAACUGCAGCAUCUCCAAGAUGGAAGAGGAAGCGGGGCAGACCAGCAUUGAGCCUUCCAAGAGCAGCAUCAUACCUUUCCGGGCUCUGAAGAGGCCGCUGCAGUUCCUCGGGCUCUUUGAGAACUCUCUGUGCCGCCUCACGCACAUUCCAGCCUACAAAGUAAGUGGUGACAAAAACGAAGAGCAGGUGCUGAAUGCCAUCGAGGCCUACACGGAGCACCGGCCUGAGAUCACCUCGCGGGCCAUCAACUUGCUUUUUGACAUCGCCCGCAUCGAGCGUUGCAACCAGCUGCUGCGGGCCCUGAAGCUGGUCAUCACGGCCCUCAAGUGCCACAAAUAUGACAGGAACAUUCAAGUGACAGGCAGCGCCGCUCUCUUCUACCUAACAAAUUCCGAGUACCGCUCAGAGCAGAGUGUGAAGCUGCGCCGGCAGGUUAUCCAGGUGGUGCUGAAUGGCAUGGAAUCCUACCAGGAGGUGACGGUGCAGCGGAACUGCUGCCUGACGCUCUGCAACUUCAGCAUCCCCGAGGAGCUGGAAUUCCAGUACCGCCGGGUCAACGAGCUCCUGCUCAGCAUCCUCAACCCCACGCGGCAGGACGAGUCUAUCCAGCGGAUCGCCGUGCACCUGUGCAAUGCCCUGGUCUGCCAGGUAGACAACGACCACAAGGAGGCCGUGGGCAAGAUGGGCUUUGUCGUGACCAUGCUGAAGCUGAUUCAGAAGAAGCUGCUGGACAAGACAUGUGACCAGGUCAUGGAGUUCUCCUGGAGUGCCCUGUGGAACAUCACAGAUGAAACUCCUGACAACUGCGAGAUGUUCCUCAAUUUCAACGGCAUGAAGCUCUUCCUGGACUGCCUGAAGGAAUUCCCAGAGAAGCAGGAACUGCAUAGGAAUAUGCUAGGACUUUUGGGGAAUGUGGCAGAAGUGAAGGAGCUGAGGCCUCAACUAAUGACUUCCCAGUUCAUCAGCGUCUUCAGCAACCUGUUGGAGAGCAAGGCCGAUGGGAUCGAGGUUUCCUACAAUGCCUGCGGCGUCCUCUCCCACAUCAUGUUUGAUGGACCCGAGGCCUGGGGCGUCUGUGAGCCCCAGCGUGAGGAGGUGGAGGAACGCAUGUGGGCUGCCAUCCAGAGCUGGGACAUAAACUCUCGGAGAAACAUCAAUUACAGGUCAUUUGAACCAAUUCUCCGCCUCCUUCCCCAGGGAAUCUCUCCUGUCAGCCAGCACUGGGCAACCUGGGCCCUGUAUAACCUCGUGUCUGUCUACCCGGACAAGUACUGCCCUCUGCUGAUCAAAGAAGGGGGGAUGCCCCUUCUGAGGGACAUAAUUAAGAUGGCGACCGCACGGCAGGAGACCAAGGAAAUGGCCCGCAAGGUGAUUGAGCACUGCAGUAACUUUAAAGAGGAGAACAUGGACACGUCUAGAUAGAGGCCUCCGUCCCCAUGGCCGCCACCGCUCUGGACCACAGGCGGGGAGGAAGCAUGCUCAAGCAGCCCAGCGGGCGGGCCCCUUCCGAGGGAGCCUCCCACGGAGUGAAGAGACAUGGGGGACUUUUGCACAACCGACGCUUUUCCUUAAUGUUAGUGAGAUAUAUAUAUAUUAUAUAUAUAUAUUUUUUUUUUGGUUAGGAAGUGUGAAGUUUUGUGUGUAUGAUUUCUGUGCAAAAACAAAAGCAACACUCCUGAGUCCUUGCAGCUUCCUUGGCCAUUCUCAAACCCACUCAGCCUUCAUCGCUGACACACACACUCCUACCCCAACCAGACUAAAUGCCUAUAACGCUGUGAGUGUCCAGUCCUUGUCCAGGAAACUCAGAUCCCGGCCUGGCUUCCUUUCAUGAGAGGAGCAGGCCUUGGACAGCGUAUCGAGCAUCCUGACCCACUGCCCCUGCCUGAGAACGCCAUCUCGGCUCCCGGGCACAGCUGAUGGGGUUUGGGGAUUAGAACUUACCCCACUGGGUCUCCCAAAAGCCUUGGUGCUCCCGGCUGUGGGCCAUCUGGGGCAGGAAAGUGAGCCAUUCCUAGGCUGAGGUCCAGGCAGCCCUGCCCCUGAAGACCCUCUAGGAGCAGGGCACCCAGUGGCCCUGCUGCUGUCCAGCCAGGCCUGCCUGAGGCCACGCUGCUAUGGAGGCUGCCUCCUAGUCUCCCACCAGGUCCCAGGCUGUGGAAAGCCCCAGCCCAGGGAUGGUCAGAACUCAGGGGCAGAUUCCACUGCCCCUUCUGCCAAACACAUCCAGAACCUGCCCUCAGCCCUGGAAGCUAGCAUCUUCUGGGGCCAGGGGCUUGCUUCCUCGCUCCAUAGCCCUCAACUGCCCAGGCGCUCCCACCAGCAGAACUGAGCCUGCCUCCUCCUCCCAGCCUGCCCCGCUGCCCAGAGGACCCCACGCCUCUCAGAGGCAGAGGUCCCAUGACAGCCUUUGACCCACAACGGCCACACAGCCGCCUCCAGACCAGCACUCGGACUGCCCUGCAGUGGCCGCUUGGGCCUCCCUGGCGGUCCCGCCCUGCCCUAGGCUUUACCUUGGAAGCCUGAGAGGCGCCGGCUCUCUUGCUCCUCCAUCGAUGGACACUGCAUUGCUUCUCAUCGGACACUUGUGGAGCGCAGGGGCCUGGGGAGCAGCGCUAACCCUGGAGGCAGCCUUUGGGUGAUGGCUUUUUCUUCCCUUUUCCUCCCGCGGGCCUGUUUUCAGGUGUUCCUAGCAUUUCUGCCUCCAGGCAGGACGGCAGGGGUGAGCAGCUUUGGGAGAGACACCUGGCCUUUUUCUCCUGGAGCCUCUCCCUCCCGGCCCUGGGAAGUGGGCGCAGCCCUGUGUUCCCCCAGCUUGGCAGAUGGGCUGCAUGCGGCGCUCCCUUCCUUCCCACGCUCAGCGGCCCCGGCCAGACCCUGGCAGACUUCACACCUCAUUGCUUUACCCCCUGGGGCCUGGGGAAAUGUCUGUACUUUGGGAAGUCACAGAAAUACAUUUUUGUGCAAAAUGGAAAA
This is a messenger RNA of Homo sapiens (human), 4716 nucleotides long. RefSeq names its product zyg-11 related cell cycle regulator (gene ZER1). The coding region runs from base 865 to 3165 and encodes 766 amino acids. Lineage: Eukaryota; Metazoa; Chordata; Mammalia; Primates; Hominidae. Gene Ontology annotation, biological process: protein catabolic process. The record is from RefSeq and is marked reviewed. Gene Ontology annotation, cellular component: Cul2-RING ubiquitin ligase complex. The transcript has 16 exons.